AUGGCACAACUGCUGUCGAAAAUGGGGAAGGUAAAUCAAUACUAUAAUUUUCUAUGAAAACAAGAAUUUUGAGGGUCAUCAGUAUGAAUGCAGUGGUGAUUGUGCAGAUAUGCUCUGCUAUCUUGGCUGCUGUAACUCCAUCAUGGUGGAGAGUGGAUGCUUCAUGAUCUAUGAACAACCACAUUACAAAGGCCAGCAAUUCUUGGUCCGUAAAGGAAAGUACCCAGACUUUGAAAGCUGGUUGGGCAAAAAUGACUGCGUCUGCUCCUGCCGUGAAAUUCCCAUGGCCAUGACACAGGGAUCUUCUCAUGAGGUGAAACUGUUUGAGAGAAUGGAGUGUGGAGGUCAAAUGAUGGCUCUAGUGGAGGACUGUCCAAAUGUCAUGGACAUGUUCCAAACAAACCACAUAUUCUCCUGCAAGGUGAUUGGUGGAAACUGGCUCUUCUUUGAACAGUCCAACUACAAAGGCAGGAUGUACCUCAUGAGGCCUGGAGAAUACACAAGAUUCACUGAAUGGGGAGGCUUGAGUGCCCAUGUGGGUUCCAUCAAACGAAUCAUCAAUAACUAGAAUUAACAUUCAUGCAGGCUGCUUAGCAGGUU
This is a messenger RNA of Sinocyclocheilus rhinocerous, 600 nucleotides long. Its product is annotated as beta-crystallin S-1-like. Gene Ontology annotation, biological process: lens development in camera-type eye; visual perception. The record is from RefSeq and is a predicted model, not a curated record. The coding region runs from base 110 to 568 and encodes 152 amino acids. NCBI's taxonomy places the organism in Eukaryota, Metazoa, Chordata, Actinopteri, Cypriniformes, Cyprinidae. Gene Ontology annotation, molecular function: structural constituent of eye lens. The transcript has 3 exons.